AUGAGUGAGGAAGCCACGAAUAAACCGACGUCUGGUGUCGUGUCCUUCCUAACCGGUGGAUUCGGCGGCAUGUGCCUCGUGGCAACAGGUCACCCUCUGGACCUCAUUAAGGUUAACAUGCAGACGCAACCAAAGCCUCUGCUCGGUCAGGCGCCCAUGUACACGAAUGCUAUCGACUGUGCUCGAAAAAUGAUUGCUAAGGACGGGAUUCGUGGCUUGUACCGUGGCAUGUCGGCACCGCUAGUGGGUGUCACUCCUAUCUUUGCUACGUGCUUUUGGGGCUACGACAUGGGCAAACUUAUUGCGAUUAAGGCGUCGAACCAGUCGCCAACGGCACCUUUAUCUAUGGGGCAGAUCAUGUUUGCAGGCGGAUUUUCAGCCAUUCCGGCUACUGUGAUCAUGGCACCUGGUGAGCGCAUCAAAUGCUUGCUUCAGAUCCAAGCACAGGCCGUGGAACGUGGUGAACCUAAGCUGUACAAUGGCAUGGUUGAUUGUGCCAAGAAACUGUACCGCACGGGCGGUCUAUCAAGCAUUUUCCGUGGCUGGGAAGCAACUUUGCUGCGUGAUGUGCCAGGCUCUGUGGGAUAUUUUGGUGGUUUUGAAGCAAUUAAACGUGGUCUUACGCCCAAAGACAAGAAUCCAUCCGACUUGAAUGCGUUCCAUGUGUUCGUGGCUGGUGGCUUUGCGGGAGUUAUCAACUGGGUCAUUGCUAUUCCUCCUGAUGUGAUCAAGUCACGCAUUCAAACCGCGCCAGAAGGCACGUACCGCGGCAUUGUGCAUUGUUUUCAGGUACUCAUGAAACAAGAGGGACCUGGUGCGCUUUUCACCGGCGUAGGGCCUGCGAUGGCUCGCGCAUUUCCUGCCAAUGCCGCCUGUUUCCUGGGCGUAGAAUUUUCGAAAAAGUUCCUCGGGUUUUUAGGUUUCUACUAA
This is a messenger RNA of Peronospora farinosa, 930 nucleotides long. NCBI's taxonomy places the organism in Eukaryota, Oomycota, Peronosporomycetes, Peronosporales, Peronosporaceae. The record is from the annotation of a GenBank genome assembly.